AGAUGAUUUUUUUUAAUUUGAACACUGUGUAACAAAGAUCCUUUUUGGGCGUUCUUCAAUAACCAGCCUCGUGUAGGCUAAUCACCGUGCGUAACUGGAGAGGAGCGUCGCGGAGCGGCUUUUCUACCUCCACAAAGUAUCUCUGUGUUAUAUGAACAGGUUUCAUGACUGGAACUGCUGGAGUCAUUAAACUGCAAUAAGCAUUUUCUGAAUGUUUAAAGUGCGUUCAGAUCCCUCAGCAUUCCUCGUGUAACGCUUUUCUUUAUUUGUCUUGGGCGACAGAAUCGAGGCAACCCAAAGUUCCGCAGGCGCAGUUCUCCUCCUCCUCGGCGGUGCGGGAGUCCGACUCGGCUGUUGCCGUGGUACUUGCCAGUAGACAGAUAGCAUCGGCGGUAGGAGGGGAUAUAGAGACUCCUGCAGGCUAAUUGUAGCAGCCUGCGAUCGCAGGUGUAUCACUGAUCCGCCUGUGAGGACUCGGGGGCUUCAACCUGAUCGAGCCGCGCUCAGACUUGUGAGUAACAGAAAAAAAAAAACCUGAGAGAAUGUUGCACCAAGUACAAUGAGCGCAGCUUUGUCGCAGACACCAAAAUCCAUAUAUGCUCCGUCGAAUUCAGUUUUGAUGAGCAAUUCUGAGUCGUCUUUGGAAUUUUAAAAAGUGGAUCCCGCGACUUUACAACCAUGCGAAAUACUUGGCUGUCUCCCCGGAGUGCGAUUUGGGAAUACUGGACAUCGCUGAUUGCAUGUCUCUUUUGGAUUCAGUACUCUUACGGGAUGCCUCAUGUUAUUCGAAUAGGUGGGAUUUUCGAACAAACAGAUGGACCUGUUUCACUUGUUAGCGCAGAGGAGCUUGCCUUUAAAUUUGCUGUCAAUAACAUUAACAGAAACAGGACUUUGUUGCCAAACACAACAUUAACAUAUGACAUACAGAGGAUUAAUAUCUACGACAGUUUUGAGGCAUCAAGAAAAGCUUGUGACCAGCUGUCUUUAGGUGUGGUUGCAAUAUUUGGGCCCUCGCAUAGUUCAUCGUCAAAUGCUGUGCAGUCCAUCUGCAAUGCACUGGAAGUGCCACACAUCCAGGUUCGGUGGAAACAUCACCCCAUGGACAACAGGGACAGCUUUUAUGCCAAUCUAUACCCUGAUUAUUCUUCACUAAGCUACGCUAUCCUGGACCUGGUGCAGUUUCUCAAAUGGAAAACAGCCACUGUCGUUUAUGAUGACAGCACAGGUCUUAUAAGACUACAGGAGCUUAUAAUGGCCCCGUCUAGGUACAACAUCAGGCUAAAGAUCCGGCAACUUCCUCUUGACACGCAGGACACGAGACCCCUUCUCAAAGAAAUGAAGAGAAGCCGGGAGUUCCGCAUCAUAUUUGACUGCAGUCACCAAAUGGCUGCACAGAUUCUCAAACAGGCCCAGACCAUGGGGAUGAUGACUGAGUAUUACCACUAUAUCUUCACCACUCUGGACCUGAUGGCCAUUGACCUGGAGCCCUAUCGCUUCUGUGGUGUCAACAUGACUGGCUUCCGCAUCCUCAACGUAGAUAAUCCCCUGGUUGCAUCCAUUGUGGAGAAAUGGUCAAUGGAAAGGCAGAUACCACCUAAACCUGAUUCAGGCCUGCUGGAGGGCAUCAUGACGACAGAUGCAGCUCUGACCUAUGAUGCAGUCCACAUUGUGUCCGUCUCAUACCAGCACGCUCCACAGAUGACGGUAAACUCGCUGCAGUGCCACCGCCACAAACCGUGGAGAUUUGGAGGACGCUUCAUGAGUUUCAUCAAAGAGUCCCACUGGGAUGGUUUGACGGGGAGACUGUCAUUCAACAAGACAACUGGUCUACGUACAGACUUCGACCUGGACAUCAUCAGUCUAAAGGAGGACGGACUUGAAAAGGUUGGGAAGUGGAGUGCGUCGGGAGGUCUUAACAUCACAGAAGUGCCGAAGCGAAAAGGGAUGAACAUCACUGAUUCCUUGGCUAACCGCUCCCUCAUCAUCAGUACCAUCCUGGAGGAGCCAUAUGUCAUGCUUAAGAAGUCUGACAAGGCGCUGGUUGGAAACGACCGCUUCGAAGGAUUCUGCAUCGACUUGCUCAAAGAGCUGGCCAACAUCCUGGGCUUCACGUAUGAGAUCCGUCUGGUGCCUGAUGGGAAAUAUGGCUCUCAGGACGAGAAGGGCCAGUGGAACGGCAUUAUCAGGGAACUUAUAGAACAUAGAGCAGACUUGGCAGUUGCUCCUCUCACCAUCACCUACAUGCGUGAAAAGGUCAUCGACUUCUCCAAGCCCUUCAUGAGUAUGGGUAUCAGCAUCCUCUAUCGGAAACCCAAUACCACCAAUAACGGCUUCUUCUCCUUCUUGAACCCCAUGACUCCUGACAUCUGGGUCUACAUCCUCUUGGCCUACCUGGGUGUUAGCUGUGUCCUGUUUGUCAUUGCCAGGUUCAGCCCAUAUGAAUGGUAUGACGCCCAUCCUUGUAACCCUGGAUCAGAUGUGGUGGAAAACAACUUCACUCUCCUCAACAGCUUCUGGUUUGGAGUCGGUUCCUUAAUGCAACAAGGCUCAGAACUGAUGCCCAAAGCCCUGUCAACCAGGAUCAUCGGUGGGAUCUGGUGGUUCUUCACACUGAUCAUUAUAUCAUCCUAUACAGCUAAUUUAGCAGCUUUUCUCACUGUGGAGAGAAUGGACUCGCCUGUGGACUCAGCCGAUGACAUCGCUAAGCAGACCAAGAUUGAGUAUGGUGUGGUCAAAGAUGGCGCAACCAUGUCUUUCUUCAAGAAAUCUAAGGUUUCUACUUUUGAGAAGAUGUGGGCCUUUAUGAGCAGUAAGCCAAGCACAUCACUGGUGAAGUCUAUUGAGGAUGGGAUUCAGAGGGUGCUGAAGUCUGACUAUGCCCUCAUUAUGGAGUCCACAACUAUCGAUUACAUCACUAGGAGCAACUGUAACCUGACGCAGGUGGGAGGGAUCAUCGACAGCAAAGGCUAUGGCAUUGGCACUCCCCUCGGCUCCCCAUACAGGGACAAAAUCACCAUAGCAAUCCUAAGCAUCUUGGAGGAUGGGCGCCUACACAUGCUGAAGGAGAAGUGGUGGAGUGGGAGCAGCUGUUUGGAUGAAGAACGUCGCGAGACAGGCCCCAUGGGUAUCCAGAACCUGGGUGGUAUAUUCAUUGUGCUGGCAUCUGGCCUAGUGCUGUCUGUUUUUGUGGCAAUUGCUGAAUUCAUCUACAAGCUGAGGAAGACUGCAGAACGUGAGCAGGUCUUUGUGCAGUGCCAUGGUGGACGAGAUCAGACUGUCGUUCACCUGCGAGAGGCGGGUGAAACACAAGCCUCAGCCUCCAGUCAUGGUGAAGACAGAUGCAGUGAUCAACAUGCACGCUUACAACGACCGACGACUCCCAGGAAAGGACAACAUGAGCUGCAGCACUGGGAUGACUCCCGUGUUCCCGUGACAAUGUGUUCCCCCCAGGCCAAAAACCUCCUGAGCAACGUGUCAGGGGUCGUGCCAGAGACUAGAGACAAUGGCAUUGACGGGAUCACCAGAUUCACCGUUAACCACAGUGACAUGGGGACACUAACAAAACAUGGGCAACUCAAAAUGGCAGCAUCAGCCACACAGGUAUGACAACAUUAACCACUGUAUUCCAAACCACAAGAGGUAAAAGAAAUUGUUACGGGAGGUUCUGGGAAAACAGUAUACCCACAUAAUCCGUUUCAAGUCUGAUGUUUACGUGCGCAACACAAAAACACAAAAUACACGUCAAUCGAGGAAUCCUCAAUCAGUGAAAAGAGGUUUUUUUUUUUUUAGAAAACAUGGACUGAAGAAAGAAUAAAGGCUUUGUUAAGAAUGGCAAUAAAUGGCAAAUAUACAUGGAGGCCAAGGAUGAGAUCAGUUUUGGAGAUCAGUUUUGCAACACAUUAAAAUUAUCAAGUACAUACCUUUGUCCUGUUGAUUUGCUCCUGAAUGGCCUUUGACUGCGGAAAAUAAUGUUACCUCAAACAUGUUGUCCUUGCUUGAAUGGUUAUCUCUGAAUCAUGAUCUUUUGAAAGCAUGGUUGUCAGGGACACACAUGAUAACCUGUAAGAAUACUAAUUCAGUAUCUGCAGAAUUGUUACUGAUGGAAACCCACAUCGAGAUAUGACCGUUCAACAGCAAAUAUAUGUUUGUUGAAGUUGUCAUGUGAAAUUAACAAUAUUCUUACAUAGAAGCAAUUAAUCAUUCACGCAAAGCAAAGCUGGAAUAGGGAGAUGUCUUUGUUAAAAGAUUCCAGUAUGGACCAGAAGUACAUUUUAUGUCAAAAUCAUUUUGUACAUUAUUGAAUUUGAAUCAGUUAAAUUGCCAAAGAUCUGACCAUUCAACAGAACUAUUUAUAGGACAAUAUGGGCAGUUUCUCCUCACUAAGCUUUUUAGGGAGCACUUACUUUGUGUUCAGUGCAAAGUAAAUUGGAGUGGUUUAAACAGGACUAUUAAGAGAUCAGUUUUUCCAACCAUGCAGGGUAAUAUGUAUCCAAAGUUAAUUGUAUUUGGCAGUCAUGGCAUUGUAUUUGCUGGUUUUGCGAACCACCUCACCUCAAAUAUUGUACACUGUAAUGUAAAACAAUCAUAUGGGGAAAAAAAGAUCAAUUUCCUGAUAAAAUGUUUUUAUUGAAACAAAACCUUGGUCCUGUGUAAAUACCAAAAGGAUAAUCAUGGAAAUACUGAGAAAUUAUUUGAACCAAUUUCAAAAGUUUGUGCUCACCUUUGAUGAAAUGGCAGCAUGUGUGUACUCUUUAAAAACACACAUUUAUAGACUGAGUUAGAAGGCAUUGGAUCAGGUACUUCUGUGUUAAUCUUAGUUUACUAAAAAAAUGUAAGUCAAAAGGUAAGAGACUGUGACCUUAAAACUAAAAUGCGUUUUUGAGUGCAUUUAAUUGUGACAUUUCCAACUAAAUACUUGACUUUGUCCAUAUGUGGCUACAGGACCACUGAAUGUCCGAAGUACACAUUUUUGAUUCAUUUUUCAUGCGUGAUCUCAAGGCUUUUUGUCAGGAAGUUGAUUGUUUUGCAUCUUGAGCAUUUAAUGGACAAGGGUUUGGUUUAAAUAUGAAAACAUCUUGAAGGUUAUCUCAGACUUGAAAGUCACAAGCUUUUGUUUAAUUACCUAAUGUGGAGAGAGUAAAUCCAUUACCAUGUGGUGAAUAGACAGAAGACAGAUGAUGAUGAUGAUUUUGUGUGUUCAUGUUGACUUUAAUACCUAUUGAAAAUGUACAUGCCGUAGGAAGAUUCAAGGAGUCUGUGAGCUGCUGUCAGCUCACCUGGGAGCUGAACUAACAGCAAACCUCUGUGAGGUUUAUGUUGUUGCAACGUCGAGACAAAAAAAAAAUUGUAACUAUCUAUGAUUCAAAGAAACUCCAAUCUGUAAAACUUAGCAUUGGUUUGGUUAGAGAUUCACUGUAUAAUUGUUUAUCGAUUCCCUUCUGCAAAGUAGAGUAUGUAGAUAAGAUCAGCAGGAGAAAAUGUAUUUUGCUAAAUUUAUACUAUUAUAAAUGAAUUCUGUUCACAGUCAAAUAUGUUAGAGAUGGUAUUUAUUUCAUUAGAGAGGUCACUUUAACCUACUUCCUCACUUUAUCCCAGUUCCACAGCCCCUAAAACCUUGUUUAUUUAUUUAAUGGAUAUGCAUUAUAUUAUGGUAUAUUGGAUUACUAUCAUCCAGAUGGGAAAAUGUAUGUAAAUCUUCUUUUAUGAUGGUUAAUAUAUUUCUACAAGGUGAACAUGAAAUAAAAAUGUUGAGCUUCCCCAAGAAUUAAGGGGACACUCCCUUAGAGUAGGGAAAGUAGGGUUUAUCUUAUGUAACUGGACCUUUACUAAUCUUGAAAUCCCAAUUAGGACCUGGUCUAAAGUAUGGCCCCGGCUGACACAUGGUUAUACUAUAUUACUGUUACCCUUAUGUGUACUGUAGCUUUCCAUGCAGGUGAUUCAAAGACUCAAGUUUGCUUGUAUUUCACCUCUGUAAUAUGUGAAAAUAAUUGAACAUUUCAUCAACAGAGGUUCUGAUUUGGCUGAUUCAGUCACUUUGGUUACUGAAUAUAUACAUCGUUUCUAUGAAUUAAUGUGAAUAAUAUUGUCAUUUUACACAAAAUUGUGUGAAAUGUGAGAGAAAAGUAAUGCAAAAUGUAAGCUACAUAACCGGUGUUCCAUUAGCAGUGUGUGAUAUGAGUUUUGAUUUUCCAGCAGUCACAACGGUAUGCCUUUUUAUGUAUACCUUUCUUUUGAGUUGCACAGCUUCUAUCAUCUGGCAGAAAACCUCUCAAACAACACGGAAAAUAUGUUGGUGCCAACCAGGGUUUUCUUUGUGGACAUGCAGAAUUUCUAUGAAGAUAGUUUUUGUAUGGUUUUGUAAAAAAAAAAGGAGAUAAAAAGAUUUUGUUUUCCUAGUAACUGUAUGUGUUAAGAGAACAUUAAAUAACCGACAUCGAGUAAAACAUGGGGAAAUUCAACAAAAUAUUAUAGAAAAGCUAAUGAAUUAUUUUCUUUUUAUCACAUUGUGAAUAAUUCAAUUGUACAGUUUGCUGUAUGGGUUAUAUGAAAUUUUAAAUAAAAAAUACAAACUAUA
Micropterus dolomieu (smallmouth bass) is the source of this 6574-nucleotide messenger RNA. RefSeq names its product glutamate ionotropic receptor kainate type subunit 3 (gene grik3). Gene Ontology annotation, molecular function: kainate selective glutamate receptor activity; transmitter-gated monoatomic ion channel activity involved in regulation of postsynaptic membrane potential. Gene Ontology annotation, biological process: synaptic transmission, glutamatergic; monoatomic ion transport; modulation of chemical synaptic transmission. The transcript is spliced from 16 exons. Gene Ontology annotation, cellular component: plasma membrane; presynaptic membrane; postsynaptic membrane. The record is from RefSeq and is a predicted model, not a curated record. Bases 679 to 3606 code for a protein of 975 amino acids. Lineage: Eukaryota; Metazoa; Chordata; Actinopteri; Centrarchiformes; Centrarchidae.